AUGCCAGACCUUCCACCCUAUGACCCCCCGGAGGCACUCCCACUCCUCCAAACACCAUCGCCAUCGCCUUCCCCCGUCCUUCUCCGCCUGUACGCCUCGCACGCCCUAUCCACAUGGACCUCGCGCAUGUUCGAAUUCGGCGCCGUUCUGUUCCUGGCGUCUAUCUUUCCAGAUACGUUAUUGUACGCGUCUAUCUAUGCUUUGUGUCGGUCUUUCUCUGUCGUCGUGCUGUCUGCGUGGCUGGGUGAGGUUGUAGACCGGUCUGAUCGGUUGUGGGCUAUUCGGAUGUCGAUUGUCUGGCAACGUAUCCCCGUGAUCGCGUCUUGCGUGUGCUUUUUGUUCCUUAUGAAUGGCGUCUUGCCUCCUGUUUUCUUUGCCGCUGCUGUGCUGCUGGCGUGCGUGGAGAAGUUGGCUGCGACUGCGAAUACGGUCGCUGUUGAGAGGGACUGGGCUAUUGUGGUCUCGGAUGCUCUUCAUAUGCCGAGACAUGUUGGGCUAGAGUUGAAUGCUUCCAUGCGUCGGAUUGAUCUUUUUUGCAAGCUUGUGGCCCCUGUUGUCAUUUCGCUGGUCGAUGGGCUGUCGACUCGGCUUGCUGUAUGGGUGGUUCUCGGUGUUAAUGCUUCUUGUGUUCUGGUGGAAUACCUGGCUAUUGAUCAGGUGUACAAAGCGGUUCCCCAGUUGGAACGUCUGCCGACUGGAGAGAGCGACACGGCGAAUGUUGAACCGAGAGAGACAAUCCGUAUAAGUGCCGUUUUCAAACAAGCUGCCACUCCAUGGCGCGAGUACGUGGAAAGUUCAGUCUUCCUGCCCUCCCUCGCCCUCAGCCUGCUCUACUUGACGGUGCUCUCCUUCGGCCCCACAAUGGUAACCUACCUCUUACACACGAGUUUCACUCCCCUCCAGGUGAGCGUCAUGCGUGUCGGCGCUGUGGCCGCCGAGCUGUCAGGCACUUGGGCGGCGCCCCUCCUCAUGAAUCGAAUCGGCCCCAUUCGCUCCGGUCUGUGGUUCCUCAACUGGCAACUGGGCAGUCUGGCUGCUGCAGUGGCAGCCUUUGCGUGGACCAACAGUCAGUCACUGGUGGUAGCAGCGAGUCUCAUUGCUGGUGUAGCACUGAGUCGUAUUGGACUGUGGGGAUUUGAUCUGUCAGUGCAGUAUCUAGUACAAGAGAACGUCGAGGCACAUACUCGAGCGAGGUUCUCCGCCACGGAGAUGGCCUUACAGAACAUUGCAGAACUCCUCUCUUUCGCAACGACCAUUGCUUUCCCCCGUCCUGAGGACUUUCGGUAUCCGGUGUUCAUCAGCUUCGGGGCCAUCACCAUGGCCGCUGUGUGCUUUGCGGCGUAUGUGCGCAAGGAGCGGGGUCACUUGCUGCACAUGUCGCGGUGUCUGGACAAGCGAACUGGCCCUGCGCAGCAAAUUCUUGAUCCUCGAUAG
Molecule: messenger RNA, 1434 nt
Organism: Aspergillus campestris IBT 28561
Lineage: Eukaryota; Fungi; Ascomycota; Eurotiomycetes; Eurotiales; Aspergillaceae
Product: putative iron-regulated transporter
Exons: 6
Coding region: 1-1434 (477 amino acids)
Biological process (GO): iron ion transmembrane transport
Cellular component (GO): membrane
Molecular function (GO): iron ion transmembrane transporter activity
Source: RefSeq, a predicted model, not a curated record